GCGAGCGCGAGAGAGAGAGGAGGAAGAUGGACCGACCUCCCAGCCACAUGACCCGUGACUGGCGCGCGGCGUCCCCGGCGCCUACGGAGAGCGUGGUCUAUGGGGACGGACACAAUGGGACCAGGUGCUUUGAAGAACACGUCCCCGAAAUCGUCACCGGUAGCAUCACGCUGCUCGUCUGCCUGUGCGGGCUGGCGGGGAACGGGGCAAUCCUCUGGCUCCUCGGCUUCCGCGUCAGGAGGAACCCCUUCACCGCGUACCUCCUGAACCUGGCCGUCGCCGACGCCUGCUUCCUGCUCUGCGCGUCGGCGUUCCUCGUCAUAUAUCAUAUGCCCAUGCUCAGCUGCUUUCAGCCGGGGCUUUUGCGGGCGCUGCCGCUGUUUCACUCCAUGGUUCUGCUCACCUACAGCACCAGCCUCUACGUCCUCACGGCCAUCAGCGUGGAGAGCCUGCUGUGGGCCCUCGCCUGCGUCCUCGCCGGGCUGGUGUACCUCGUGUGCGACCUGGGCCACUCUCGGCGCUGCUGGAUGGUUCUCGGAGCCUUGUGCUUUCUCAAUUUCUGCUUCUUCGCUCCCUUGAUGGUUCUUUCCAACGUGAUCCUCUUCGUCAAGCUCAGGCGUAGCUCUUGGCAACACCACCCGGCGAGGCUCUACGCUGUCAUCUUCCUCACCGUUUUCUUCUUCCUCCUCUUUGGCAUCCCGCUCACUGUCCAGAUCUUCCUCAACUUCUUCAUCUACGUUAAUUUUGUCUUUGAGAUCUGCCUGCUGCUGGCCUCUCUCAACAGCAGCAUCAAUCCGGUUAUUUACGUCCUGGUUGGGAGCUACGAAAAGUCCCGGUUCAGGCGAUCGGUCAAAGUGGCUCUUCAGAGGGUCUUUGACGAUCGGGCAGAUUCCCAAGAG
Messenger RNA from Phaethon lepturus (White-tailed tropicbird), 899 nucleotides. RefSeq names its product proto-oncogene Mas-like. The annotation marks the transcript as partial. Gene Ontology annotation, molecular function: G protein-coupled receptor activity. Gene Ontology annotation, cellular component: membrane. Gene Ontology annotation, biological process: G protein-coupled receptor signaling pathway. The record is from RefSeq and is a predicted model, not a curated record. NCBI's taxonomy places the organism in Eukaryota, Metazoa, Chordata, Aves, Phaethontiformes, Phaethontidae. The transcript has 2 exons.